Messenger RNA from Sycon ciliatum, 2061 nucleotides. Its product is annotated as GPN-loop GTPase 2-like. NCBI's taxonomy places the organism in Eukaryota, Metazoa, Porifera, Calcarea, Leucosolenida, Sycettidae. Gene Ontology annotation, molecular function: GTPase activity. The record is from RefSeq and is a predicted model, not a curated record. The transcript is spliced from 5 exons. Gene Ontology annotation, cellular component: cytoplasm. The coding region runs from base 123 to 1052 and encodes 309 amino acids.
GUAAAAAAAAGUAGCAAUUUGGCUCCACGGCCACCAGCAGAGUGAGAGGAAGAAUCCCUUCUUGAACGUGAGGUUUGAUAAGAUCAUUUUGACUAUCAGUAUGUGGACUUGAUUUUCCAGACAUGCCUUUUGGGCAAGUAGUCGUAGGCCCGCCGGGCUCGGGCAAGACAACGUACUGCAAAGGUAUGAAAGACUUCUUGGUGUCUUUAGGCAGAAAAGUUGCAGUCGUAAAUCUCGAUCCUGCCAAUGAAUCUCUACCUUACGAACCCGAUAUUGAUGUGAAUGAGCUGAUCAACUUGGAAGAUGUCAUGGCGAGGUUGAAGCUUGGACCCAACGGCGCUCUCAUGUACUGUAUGGAAUUUCUUCAAGAAAACGUCGCCUGGCUUGUGGACCAACUUGCAAAGCAUAAGAAUGCUUACUUUCUAUUUGACUUUCCUGGUCAAGUGGAACUGUACACCCAUCAUACGUCAGUCAGUUCUAUAUUGGAGAAGUUACAAAAGCUCGAAUAUCAGCUCGUCGCUGUUCACUUGGUAGAUGCCCACUAUUGCACCGACCCAGGGAAGUUCAUUGCCGUUGUGCUGACAUCACUCAACACAAUGCUGCAGCUUGCCUUGCCGCACGUUAAUGUCCUGUCGAAGAUUGACCUCAUUGAGAAGAUGGGCAAGUUAGCGUUCGGCCUGGACUUCUACACUGAAGUACUGGAUCUGUCCUAUCUGUUAGAGCAUUUACGGAAUGACCCAUUCAUGCGCCGCUUCCAUGAUUUGAAUGAGAAGAUUGUGGAGCUCGUUGAGGACCACUCGCUAGUCACCUUUACCACACUGGAUAUUCAGGACAUGGAGAGUGUGAGCUCUGUUCUCAAGCUGGUGGACAAGGCCGGCGGGUAUGUGUUUGGUGAAGGCGAGGCGCGCAACAUCCAACUGAUGCAGUCGGCGAUGACAGCAGAUGUCAACUAUGUACAGACUGGUGCUGCUCGAGAGAAGCACACCGCGAGCGGCAGGUCUGUGGAUCCCCUCACAGCAGAUGUCGUUGAGCAGCUAAUGGACGAUAGCUGAGCCAGAACACCGUCCAUCAUGAAGCGUUAACGUCUUCAGCCGGAAAGCAGCAGCCCGCCGAAAGUCAAAGUGCUUGUGCUCUUCGUAGUAGAACCCAGUCGUAUGUAUUGUACGUACUACCAAGGCAGACUGCACUCAGGACUCCUUUGUAGUCAGUCAUUGGAGGAUAGCACCCUUGCCAGGCCUGAAUGCUCCCAUAAGCUGGUGCAGAGUAAGCUAAAAAAAAAAAAGUUUGAAGGACUCUAUUGCUGGCUCAGCAUCCGUGUGUUGCCGUACCAAUGCAUUGUACAUGCCCUCUCAUCUUCUACACUGAUUCAACUCUUUAGUGACUUUACUUCAACGGUGUGAUCUGAGCACUCGACGAGCAAUCAGUACUGCAAGAAAGUGAACUCGCUAAAAUACUACCAGGGCAGACUGCACUCGGAACUCCUUUGUAAUCGGUCAUUGGAGGAUUGCACCCUUGCCAUGCCUGAGUGCUCCCAUAAGCUGGUGCAGAGUAAGCUAAAAAAACAAAUUUGAAGGACGCUAUUGUUAUUGCUGGCGCAGCAUCUGUGUGUUGCCGUACCGAUGCAUUGUACAUACAUGCCUUCAUCUUCUACACUGAUUCAACUCUUUAGUGACUUUACUUCAACUGUGAUCUGAGCACUCAGUGCUGCAAGAACUCGCUAAGAUGUUUUUUUUUUACACACAAUCUAGUACCUUUACUCUCUCUCUCCUCUCUCUCUCUCCUCUCUCUCUCUCUCUCUCUCUCUCCUCUCUCUCUCUCUCUCUCUCUCUCUCUCUCACACACACACACACACACUUUUUUUAUAUUGGUACUUGAUUCGUUGCAUUUUUGGUUCAAUGGUCUUGCGGGCAAGAAUUGUGUUGUUUUUUUUCUUCUCUUUGUGUUAAUUUCCCAUGUAUGCUCUUCUUCGGGCAUAGCGGCACAUUCUGUGCUUCCUACACUGCAUUAUUAUACCAGAAUGAUAUGGUGGAAAUCCCAAAUUAUGUGCAUAUUAAAUUUUGA